This is a messenger RNA of Nothobranchius furzeri (turquoise killifish), 2009 nucleotides long. RefSeq names its product pyruvate dehydrogenase complex component X (gene pdhx). Gene Ontology annotation, cellular component: pyruvate dehydrogenase complex; mitochondrion. Gene Ontology annotation, biological process: pyruvate decarboxylation to acetyl-CoA. The record is from RefSeq and is a predicted model, not a curated record. Gene Ontology annotation, molecular function: acyltransferase activity. Lineage: Eukaryota; Metazoa; Chordata; Actinopteri; Cyprinodontiformes; Nothobranchiidae.
UGGCUUUCCGCUGCUUUAUGGACAGGCACUUGUGAGGGCACCUCUCACGACGGAGGAGAAAGACAUGGCGGUCUCCUUGCGUUUGGGUCGUCAAGGAAUUUUUUCUGGUCUCAAAUUACUUAAUUUUAACAAAAGUUUUUGGCUUCGACACCCUUCGCAGGAUCGCGUGAGAUACGUAUUUCAGUCGCCAUGGAUGUUUGGUGUCAGCCCACUCAAAGUACAAAUGCCAGCUCUCUCUCCCACCAUGGAGGAGGGAAGCAUAGUCAAAUGGCUGAAAAAAGAAGGUGAGGUUGUGGCAGCAGGCGAUGCCCUUUGUGAGAUUGAGACAGACAAGGCUGUGGUUACCAUGGAAUCUAAUGAUGAUGGUAUCUUGGCAAAGAUAUUGAUGGAAGAGGGCAGUCGCAGCGUGCGCCUUGGCACGCUUAUUGCCCUCAUGGUGGAGGAAGGGCAGGACUGGAAGCAGGUUGAGAUCCCCUCUCCAGAUGCUGCACUUCCAUCUGCAGCACCACCUACUACACCUUCAGGCCUUGCCUCUGUGGGGCCUCCAGCCGCUCUCCCUUCAAGUCCUCCUCCUAUUUCAGGAUCGCUGCGUCUGAGUCCAGCCGCUAGACACAUUCUGGAUACCCACGGUGUUGACCCCAGACUGGCCACGCCCACUGGACCAAGGGGACUUAUCACCAAAGAAGAUGCCCUGAAUCUUUUAAAGAAGUCCCCUGCCCCCAAAGCAACACCAGCCACAGUCGCACCAGCAGGCCCAGUUCCUGCCACACGUGCUGCCCUCACACCAGCAGCUCCUCCUCCUGCACCUCCGAGCAGCAGACCCAGCAUACCUCCUGUCUCUGUGCCAGGAAAACCUGGAGCACCAGGAACUUUCACUGAGAUUCCUGCUUCAAAUGUUCGCCGAGUGAUCGCCCAAAGACUGACCCAAUCAAAGACUACCAUCCCACAUUCAUACGCUUCUAUUGACUGUGACUUGGCCUCAGUUAUGCAGCUCCGCAAGGAUCUCGCCAAAGAUCAGGUCAAAGUGUCUGUUAAUGAUUUCAUCAUCAAAGCAGCUGCUGUUACACUUAAAGAAUUGCCAGAAGUGAAUGUGACCUGGUCUGAUGAUCGACCCCAUGCACUUGACUCAAUUCACAUCUCUGUUGCCGUGGCAACCGACAGAGGCCUCAUCACUCCCAUCAUCAGGGAUGCUGCCAACAAAGGAGUGCAGGAGAUCUCGGCCAAUGCUAAGGCUCUGGCCCAGAAGGCUCGAGAUGGUAAACUUCUUCCUGAAGAGUACCAGGGAGGCACAUUCAGCAUAUCAAAUCUUGGGAUGUUUGGAAUCAGCGGCUUCAGCGCCGUGAUCAAUCCCCCUCAAGCGUGCAUCCUCGCCGUCGGGACCUCCAGGACCGAGCUGCGGCUAAAUGAAGAUGACCAGACGCUGCACACCCAGCAGCUGAUGACAGUUACAUUGUCCAGCGACGGGCGGCUAGUGGAUGAUGAAUUAGCCUCGCGCUUUCUUGAUAAAUUCCGUGCCAACCUGGAACAACCACAACGCAUGGCCCUUGCCUGAAUAAGAGCGAUGGCAAUUGUGAUAGGAAGUGGAAAGAUAAAGUUAGGUCUAAACAUGUUUUCACAGGCAAAGAGCUCCUAAAAGAGCUGUGUUUGUGACUGAUUCUCACCAUGUUUUAAUGGAGGUGGAAUAAAUCUCUGCUGGAGUAUUAGAGGAUUCUGGAUGUUAAAUAUGUCCCAAAUACCAUAGAACCAGUGUUUAUCUGCCACACUAGAAUGAUCAAUACAACCUGCUUCAUCUGUUUGUAUUUUAAAUCCUGUUAUAACAAACGAGUUGGCAUCCAUAAUGUAUAUCUGUCAAUUAUUUAUUUCUGAACAUCUGUGGCAAAAUAAGCCACAUUAAUUUGAACCAUUUGUGUUUUUAUUUAAACGGUCAUCGACUCUGUCCUUAAAACCCAUAUUUAAAUAAAUCAAUUGUAUAUUUUGUUGUCAAAGGCCAAUAAAACACUGUUCAUCUA